AAGUCCCUCAGUAUCCAGAGAUCAGAAUAGAAGAUACGACCAAAGAGAAGAAAGAGAAGAAUAUUCACAAUAUGCUACUUCAGAUAACGCCAUGCCUAGAUCUCCAUCAGAUUAUGCUGAUAGGAGGUCUCAGCGUGAACCUCAGUUUUACGAAGAGUCUGACCAUAUAAAUUACAGGGACUCCAACAGGAGAAGUCAUAGGCAUUCCAAAGAAUAUAUCGUAGAUGAUGAGGAUGUGGAGAGCAGAGAUGAAUAUGAAAGGCAAAGGAGAGAGGAGGAGUACCAGGCGCGCUAUCGAAGCGAUCCGAAUUUGGCCCGGUAUCCAGUAAAGCCACAGCCCUACGAAGAACAAAUGCGUAUUCAUGCUGAAGUGUCCCGAGCGAGGCAUGAGAGAAGGCAUAGUGAUGUCUCUUUGGCAAAUGCUGAACUGGAAGAUUCUAGGAUUUCUAUGCUGAGGAUGGAAAGACCAUCAAGGCAGAGAUCUAUAUCUGAACGUAGAGCUGCCAUGGAAAAUCAGCGAUCUUACUCAAUGGAAAGAACUCGAGAGGCUCAGGGACCAAGUUCUUAUCCACAAAGGACCACAAACCACAGUCCUCCCACCCCGCGGAGGAGUCCAAUACCCAUUGAUAGACCAGACAUGAGACGUACUGACUCACUACGGAAACAGCACCACUUAGAUCCUAGCUCUGCUGUGAGGAAAACAAAACGGGAAAAGAUGGAAACAAUGUUAAGGAACGAUUCUCUCAGUUCCGACCAGUCGGAGUCCGUGAGACCUCCACCACCAAAGCCUCAUAAAUCAAAGAAAGGAGGUAAAAUGCGCCAGGUUUCAUUGAGCAGUUCAGAGGAGGAAUUAGCUUCCACGCCUGAAUACACCAGUUGUGAUGAUGUGGAGAUUGAAAGUGAGAGUGUAAGUGAGAAAGGAGACAUGGAUUACAACUGGUUGGACCAUACGUCUUGGCAUAGCAGUGAGGCAUCCCCAAUGUCUUUGCACCCUGUGACGUGGCAGCCAUCUAAAGAUGGAGAUCGUUUAAUUGGUCGUAUUUUGUUAAAUAAGCGUCUAAAAGAUGGAAGCGUACCUCGAGAUUCAGGAGCAAUGCUUGGCUUGAAGGUUGUAGGAGGAAAGAUGACUGAAUCAGGUCGGCUUUGUGCAUUUAUUACCAAAGUAAAAAAAGGAAGUUUAGCUGAUACUGUAGGACAUCUUAGACCAGGUGAUGAAGUAUUAGAAUGGAAUGGAAGGUUCUUGCAAGGAGCCACAUUUGAAGAAGUAUAUAACAUCAUUCUGGAGUCCAAACCUGAACCACAAGUGGAGCUUGUUGUUUCAAGACCUAUUGGAGAUAUCCCUAGAAUACCUGAUACCACACAUGCACAACUGGAGUCUAGUUCCAGCUCAUUCGAAUCUCAAAAAAUGGAUCGCCCUUCUAUUUCCGUUACCUCUCCCAUGAGUCCCGGCAUGUUGAGGGAUGUUCCACAGUACUUAUCUGGACAACUUUCAAUAAAACUAUGGUUUGACAAGGUUGGUCACCAAUUAAUAGUUACAAUUUUGGGAGCAAAGGAUCUCCCUUCCAGGGAAGAUGGGAGGCCAAGGAAUCCUUAUGUUAAAAUUUACUUUCUUCCAGACAGAAGUGAUAAAAACAAGAGAAGAACUAAAACAGUAAAGAAAACAUUGGAACCCAAAUGGAACCAAACAUUCAUUUAUUCCCCAGUCCAUCGAAGAGAAUUUAGGGAACGGAUGCUAGAGAUCACGCUCUGGGAUCAAGCUCGAGUUCGAGAGGAAGAAAGUGAAUUCUUAGGAGAGAUUUUAAUUGAAUUAGAAACAGCAUUAUUAGAUGAUGAGCCACAUUGGUACAAACUCCAGACCCAUGAUGUUUCUUCAUUACCACUUCCCCACCCUUCUCCGUAUAUGCCACGACGACAACUCCAUGGAGAGAGCCCAACAAGGAGAUUGCAAAGGUCAAAAAGAAUAAGUGAUAGUGAAGUGUCUGACUAUGACUGUGAUGAUGGAAUUGGUAUAGUAUCAGAUUAUCGACACAAUGGUCGAGAUCUUCAAAGCUCAACAUUAUCAGUGCCAGAACAAGUAAUGUCAUCAAACCAUUGCUCACCAACAGGAUCUCCUCACCGAGUAGAUGUUAUAGGAAGGACUAGAUCAUGGUCACCUAGUGUCCCUCCUCCACAAAGUCGGAAUGUGGAACAGGGACUUCGAGGAACACGGUCUACUGCUGGACAUUAUAAUACAAUUAGCCGAAUGGAUAGACAUCGUGUGAUGGAUGACCAUUAUUCUCCAGAAAGAGACAGGGAUUGUGAAGCAGCAGAUAGACAGCCAUAUCACAGAUCCAGACCAACAGAACAACGGCCUCUCCUAGAGCGGACCACCGCCCGCUCCAGAUCCACUGAGCGUCCUGAUACAAACCUCAUGAGGUCGAUGCCUUCAUUAAUGACUGGAAGAUCUGCCCCUCCUUCACCUGCCUUAUCGAGGUCUCAUCCUCGUACUGGGUCUGUCCAAACAAGCCCGUCCAGUACUCCAGUAGCAGGACGAAGGGGCCGACAACUUCCUCAACUUCCACCAAAGGGAACACUGGAGAGAAGUGCUAUGGAUAUAGACGAGAGAAAUCGCCAAAUGAAAAUUAACAAAUACAAACAGGUAGCCGGAUCAGACCCCAGACUGGAGCAAGAUUACCAUUCAAAGUACCGAUCAGGAUGGGAUCCUCAUAGAGGGGCAGAUAAUAUUUCCACUAAAUCUUCGGACAGUGAUGUAAGUGAUAUAUCCGCGGUUUCCAGGACUAGUAGUGCUUCUCGUUUCAGUAGCACAAGCUACAUGUCCGUCCAAUCAGAACGGCCAAGAGGAAACAAGAAAAUCAGUGUCUUUACAUCCAAAAUGCAAAGCAGACAAGUGGGCAUCUCAGGGAAGAACAUGACCAAAAGCACCAGCAUCAGCGGAGACAUGUGCUCGCUGGAGAAGAACGACGGCAGCCAGUCUGACACCGCAGUGGGUGCCCUGGGCACCGGCGGCAAAAAGCGGCGCUCUAGCAUUGGGGCCAAAAUGGUAGCUAUUGUUGGCCUCUCCAGGAAGAGUCGCAGUGCUUCUCAGCUCAGCCAAACGGAAGCCGGCGGUAAAAAGCUCCGGAGCACCGUCCAGCGAAGUACAGAGACGGGCCUGGCUGUGGAAAUGAGGAACUGGAUGACUCGGCAGGCGAGCCGAGAAUCUACGGACGGCAGCAUGAACAGCUAUAGCUCGGAAGGAAAUCUGAUCUUCCCUGGCGUCCGCCUGGCCUCCGAUAGCCAAUUCAGUGAUUUUCUGGAUGGCCUUGGCCCUGCCCAGCUAGUGGGGCGUCAGACUCUGGCUACACCUGCAAUGGGUGACAUUCAGGUAGGAAUGAUGGACAAAAAGGGACAAUUGGAGGUGGAAAUCAUUCGGGCUCGUGGCCUUGUUGUAAAACCAGGUUCCAAGACACUGCCAGCACCAUACGUAAAGGUGUAUCUGUUAGAUAAUGGAGUCUGCAUAGCCAAAAAGAAAACAAAGGUGGCAAGAAAAACGCUGGAACCCCUUUACCAGCAGCUAUUAUCUUUUGAAGAAAGUCCCCAAGGGAAGGUUUUACAGAUCAUUGUCUGGGGAGAUUAUGGCCGCAUGGAUCACAAAUCCUUCAUGGGAGUGGCCCAGAUACUUUUAGAUGAACUGGAGCUAUCCAAUAUGGUGAUUGGAUGGUUCAAACUUUUCCCUCCUUCCUCCCUAGUAGAUCCAACCUUGGCCCCUCUGACAAGAAGAGCUUCCCAAUCAUCUCUGGAAAGUUCAACCGGACCUUCUUACUCUCGUUCAUAGCAGCUGUAAAACUGUUGUCAUAGCAACCAGCGUUACAAAAAAAUAAAAAAAAAUCACAGGUCGCAAACCCUGGUAACACUGCAUGCUUAAUGUUGUGUCUUCUGAGCCUGUUUCUAGGGAUACAAAGCGAUCCUGUGUUCUCAGAGGAAGUUGCACACAUUGUGCCCUAAAGAUGGCCCUCAGGUGAAAGAGCAGUUAUGAAGAACUAUCAGGUUUGGAGUUCAAUAACACUCAAGUUUUGGUCCAAUCUGAAGCCAUGGAUUAAUCUCAAAGAAUCAGUCAGUUUCAUGCAACAAAAGCCCUUUUCAAUGGCACCUUUAUAUUUUUAUCGUUCCUUUUUCUUCAUUUCUCUGACCCCAAAGCCCUGUUACGCCACAGAAAUGGAGCUAUACAGUCAUUAAGCCAUGUUACAGGUCAAGGAGUGAAGUCCUAGGAAGCAUCAGGUGAAAAGCAAGAGACCAAAGAAGUGGUCCGGGACAGACGUCAGCCCUCCUCUGGAGUGUGACCAGCAGCGGCCAGUCCUGCGUGAACAGUGGCAGACUCAGAGCUCCGGCGGGCACGCCAUUCACUAAUGCCACGAUGUGUUGGACUCUGAAAAACAAAAUUCUGUGGCUACACUGUACUGAAUGAAAUUAAACUUUUUUUGCAUGGACACAGAUUAGCUGAAUACU
This is a messenger RNA of Prionailurus viverrinus (fishing cat), 4485 nucleotides long. RefSeq names its product regulating synaptic membrane exocytosis 2 (gene RIMS2). The coding region runs from base 92 to 3814 and encodes 1240 amino acids. The transcript is spliced from 23 exons. The record is from RefSeq and is a predicted model, not a curated record. Gene Ontology annotation, cellular component: cytoskeleton of presynaptic active zone; presynaptic membrane. NCBI's taxonomy places the organism in Eukaryota, Metazoa, Chordata, Mammalia, Carnivora, Felidae. Gene Ontology annotation, molecular function: transmembrane transporter binding; small GTPase binding. Gene Ontology annotation, biological process: positive regulation of synaptic transmission; calcium ion-regulated exocytosis of neurotransmitter; regulation of synaptic plasticity.